AUGGGUGUUUGCUGUACGCACUCUUAUGAAAAAUUUGAUAAUCCUAUUCCACCUGAACUUAUUAAAGAGGAUAUUAAAUAUGAUUAAUUUGCUCUUUAAAUUUAAAAGCAUUACAAAGGAUAUAAAGCUAGAAAAUUAUAUCAUAAAAUGAAGAUUAAAACAGAAGAUUCACCUGUAGUUCAUUAUCCAAAACCAGAGAUUGCUUAAAAACUUAAUUAAACUCCAACUGAUUAUGCUUUAACUGUUUAAAAAGCCUUGUAUAAAUUAGGACCAUUUCGUUAUAAUGAUUAUAUUAAUUCUGAAGAUCCUCAUAAAAGAUCUAAGAAUUUCUAAAUUACAGAAGAAGAUAAAAAACUACCAUUUUUAGAACCACAUAGAUUAAUUGAUGGUGCAAUAUACAUUGGUUAAUGGAAAAAUGGAAUGAAAUGGGGAAAAGGUAAACAAAUUUGGCCUGAUGGUUCAGUUUAUGAAGGAUUUUGGUAAAAUAAUAAAGCAUGUGGAAUAGGAAGAUUGAUUCAUUAAAAUGGAGAUGUUUAUAUAGGAGAUUGGUUAGAUGAUAAAUGUCAUGGUUUUGGUGUAUAUACACAUAAUGAUGGUACAAUAUAUAAGGGCAAUUGGAUUGAAGAUAAAUAAGAAGGAGAUGGCAUUGAAGAAUAUCCAGAUGGAACAGUAUAUAAAGGUUAAUUUCUAAAUUCUAUGAAGCAUGGAGAGGGAGAAUGUUUUUAUUCUAAUAAAAAUUAGUAUAUUAUACUUCUAAUUUUUAGUUACAAAGGGGAAUUCCAAUAUAAUUUUAUACAUGGCUAAGGAAAAUUUGUAUGGAGUGAUGGUAAAGAAUAUGAAGGGACUUGGGAAAAUAAUUAAAUGCAUGGAUAUGGAGAAUUUAAAUGGCCAGAUGGUAGGUCCUAUAGAGGCAAUUAUAAACAUGACUUAAAGGAUGGAGAAGGAGAAUUUAUUAUUGAUGAAAAUACUAGAUAUAAAGGAAGUUGGAAAAAUGGAAAACAACAUGGAGAUGGAAUACUUGUUGUGAAAGAUAUUCCAAGACCAGGAGUUUGGUGUGAAGGAAUUAGAAUAUAAUGGAAGGAUAAAUUCUGA
Molecule: messenger RNA, 1092 nt
Organism: Paramecium sonneborni
Lineage: Eukaryota; Ciliophora; Oligohymenophorea; Peniculida; Parameciidae
Source: the annotation of a GenBank genome assembly